AUGGAGGGAGAGAGCUCGCAGCCAUCGGACAGAAGAGGUGACAAUACCGGGUCCGGUCCAUCCUACUUCUUGAUUCUCUGUCGAUGCUUCCGCUUGAUUGCUUCUCUUGCCGCCAUUCUCUGCAUCGCUGUAAAUGUUCUCUCCGCCGUCCGAUCUUUCAAACACGGAUCAGAUAUAUUCGAUGGAAUAUUCCGGUGUUACGCAGUGGUGAUUGCUAUGUUUGUGGUCGCGGCUGAGACAGAAUGGGGAUUCUUCAUGAAGUUCUGGAAGGUCCUGGAGUUUUGGGCUGGGAGGGGUAUGCUACAGAUAUUUGUUGCAGUGAUGACCAGGGCUUACCCCGAGUACUUUGUGAAGCAUCGAAAGCUCUUUCUUCUUCAGAGCAUAGCCAGCUACCUGCUUCUUGCAUGUGGUGUGAUUUAUGUUAUAUCUGGAAUAUUAUGCAUUGGUGUUUGCAAGCGUGCUCGCCAGAAGAAAGAACUUUCAAGGGAUCAAGCAAUUAAGGAUCUCCAGGAUCUGGAGCGCCGUAGAGAAGAACUUCAGUCUUUGUUGAUUGUAGAGGGUGCUUGA
Fraxinus pennsylvanica is the source of this 567-nucleotide messenger RNA. Lineage: Eukaryota; Viridiplantae; Streptophyta; Magnoliopsida; Lamiales; Oleaceae. The record is from the annotation of a GenBank genome assembly.